Dothidotthia symphoricarpi CBS 119687 is the source of this 430-nucleotide messenger RNA. RefSeq lists its product as uncharacterized. NCBI's taxonomy places the organism in Eukaryota, Fungi, Ascomycota, Dothideomycetes, Pleosporales, Dothidotthiaceae. The record is from RefSeq and is a predicted model, not a curated record. The transcript has a single exon. Bases 178 to 378 code for a protein of 66 amino acids.
AUCCCUGCAAUCAGUUGAAAUCAAAUUUGUCCACUCUCGCUGCUCCAUAAUGUGUGAGCGUUGUCCACACGCUCACUCUCGCGAACAUCACUGAGCUGAUAUCUCGUUGUGUAUCAACACUCGAGACUCUUUCAAAAGCGCUUCUGCAGUCUUUCCCGCACAGUAGUCAAUCCAAAAAUGUCCAUCUACAACCUCUCGUCCGACAAAAACGUUUUCACACCUCUGCAACAACAACAGCACUCUUCUCACAAGGCUGCAGUCAUUGAGCCCGCAGUUCCCUCAAACACACUCAAUCCAUACCCCAUCUCUCCCACCCAAAGAGUGUCUCUUUCCAACUUACCACCACCCACCUAUCAGUGUCGCCCCUACCCCCACUAGGCAAAGACACACGAGAUAGUCCCAGAAAUCCUCAAUCGCGCAAUGAGAUAGA